This is a messenger RNA of Pteronotus mesoamericanus, 5916 nucleotides long. It is a transcript of the gene SEMA6D, whose product is annotated as semaphorin 6D. Gene Ontology annotation, molecular function: chemorepellent activity; semaphorin receptor binding. The record is from RefSeq and is a predicted model, not a curated record. The transcript is spliced from 19 exons. Gene Ontology annotation, cellular component: plasma membrane. Bases 330 to 3590 code for a protein of 1086 amino acids. Lineage: Eukaryota; Metazoa; Chordata; Mammalia; Chiroptera; Mormoopidae. Gene Ontology annotation, biological process: positive regulation of cell migration; semaphorin-plexin signaling pathway; negative chemotaxis.
GAGAUGGAUCGAAUUACACCAUUUGCCGUGCCUCGAUUUGUUUUGCUCCUGCUUGGUCCCGCUGCUGCUGCUGCCGCCGCCGCCGCCGCUGCUGCUGCUGCUGCUGCUGCUGACGCUGCUGCAAGGACCGGUGGUGGCGAGUUUCAGGAUUAUAUCAAGGAAGCCAAGAUCUAAAGAGACGGAGGGAUAUAUAUGUAUAUUUUGCAUUUUUUCUUUCUUUUCUUUUUUUUUCUUGUGCGUGACAAGCUUUAUUUUUACCAGCCUCCCCCCAUGAGGUAGCAAAGUGGGAUUCCUGAGGAGGGGCAGCUCUGACCUGACCUUGGCCCACCAUGAGGUUCUUCCUGCUUUGUGCCUACAUGCUGCUCCUGAUGAUCUCCCAGUUGAGGGCGGUCAGCUUUCCUGAAGAUGACGAACCCCUCAAUACUGUUGACUAUCACUAUUCAAGGCAAUAUCCGGUUUUUAGAGGACGCCCUUCAGGCAAUGAAUCGCAGCACCGGCUGGACUUUCAGCUGAUGCUGAAAAUUCGAGACACACUUUAUAUUGCUGGCAGGGAUCAAGUUUAUACAGUAAACUUAAAUGAAAUCCCCAAAACAGAAGUAAUACCGACCAAGAAGCUGACAUGGCGGUCAAGACAACAGGACCGAGAAAACUGCGCUAUGAAAGGCAAACAUAAAGAUGAAUGCCACAACUUUAUUAAAGUAUUUGUUCCAAGAAACGAUGAGAUGGUUUUUGUAUGUGGUACCAAUGCAUUUAAUCCCAUGUGCAGAUACUAUAGAUUGAAUACCUUAGAAUAUGAUGGGGAAGAAAUUAGUGGCCUGGCAAGAUGCCCAUUUGAUGCCAGACAAACCAAUGUUGCCCUUUUUGCUGAUGGGAAACUGUAUUCUGCCACGGUGGCUGACUUCUUGGCCAGUGAUGCUGUUAUUUAUCGAAGCAUGGGUGAUGGGUCUGCCCUUCGUACAAUAAAAUAUGACUCCAAAUGGAUAAAAGAGCCACACUUUCUUCACGCCAUAGAAUAUGGAAACUAUGUCUAUUUCUUCUUUCGAGAAAUUGCUGUGGAACAUAAUAAUUUAGGCAAGGCUGUCUAUUCCCGUGUGGCCCGCAUAUGUAAAAACGACAUGGGUGGCUCCCAGCGGGUCCUGGAGAAGCACUGGACGUCAUUCUUGAAGGCUCGGCUUAACUGCUCUGUCCCUGGAGAUUCGUUUUUCUACUUUGAUGUUCUGCAGUCGAUUACAGACAUAAUACAAAUCAAUGGCAUCCCCACAGUGGUCGGGGUGUUCACCACCCAGCUCAACAGCAUUCCCGGUUCUGCAGUCUGUGCGUUUAGCAUGGAUGACAUUGAGAAAGUAUUCAAAGGACGAUUUAAAGAACAGAAAACUCCAGAUUCUGUUUGGACAGCAGUCCCCGAAGACAAAGUACCAAAGCCAAGGCCCGGCUGUUGUGCAAAGCAUGGCCUCGCUGAAGCUUAUAAGACCUCCAUUGAUUUUCCGGAUGAAACCCUGUCAUUCAUCAAAUCCCACCCCCUGAUGGACUCUGCAGUCCCACCCAUUGCAGAGGAGCCCUGGUUCACAAAGACUCGGAUCAGGUACAGGCUGACGGCCAUCGCUGUCGACCAUUCUGCUGGACCCUACCAGAACUACACUGUCAUCUUCGUUGGCUCAGAAGCUGGUGUGGUACUUAAAAUUUUGGCAAAGACCAGUUCUUUCUCUUUGAAUGACAGCGUAUUACUGGAAGAGAUUGAAGCAUACAACCAUGCAAAAUGUAACGCUGAGAAUGAGGAGGACAAAAAGGUCAUCUCAUUGCAGUUGGAUAAAGAUCAUCACACUUUGUAUGUGGCAUUUUCCAGCUGCGUUAUUCGCAUCCCCCUCAGUCGCUGUGAGCGUUAUGGAUCAUGUAAAAAGUCUUGUAUUGCAUCUCGGGACCCCUACUGUGGCUGGUUGUUAAGCGAGGGGGCCUGUGGUAGAGUCACCCAAGGGAUGUUGCUGUUAACUGAAGACUUCUUUGCUUUCCAUAACCACAGCACUGGAGGAUAUGAACAAGACACGGAACACGGCAACACGGCCCAUCUAGGGGACUGCCAUGAAAUUUUGCCUACUUCAACUACACCAGAUUACAAAAUAUUUGGCGGUCCAACAUCUGACAUGGAGGUAUCUACAUCUUCUGUUACCACAGCAAGUAUCCCAGAAAUCACACCUAAAGUGAUUGAUACCUGGAGACCUAAAUUGACGAGCUCCCGGAAAUUUGUAGUUCAAGAUGACCCAAACACUUCUGAUUUUACUGAUCAUUUAUCAGGUAUCCCAAAGGGUGUACGAUGGGAAGUCCAGUCCGGAGAGUCCAAUCAGAUGGUUCACAUGAAUGUCCUCAUCACCUGUGUCUUUGCCGCUUUUGUUUUGGGUGCAUUCAUUGCAGGUGUGGCAGUAUACUGCUAUCGUGACAUGUUUAUGCGGAAAAACAGAAAGAUCCAUAAAGAUGCAGAAUCUGCCCAGUCGUGCACAGACUCCAGUGGAAGUUUUGCCAAACUGAAUGGUCUCUUUGACAGCCCAGUCAAGGAAUAUCAGCAGAAUAUCGAUUCUCCCAAAUUGUAUAGUAACCUGCUAACCAGUCGCAAAGAGCUGCCACCCACUGGCGACACUAAAUCCAUGGUAAUGGACCAUCGAGGCCAACCACCUGAGCUGGCUGCACUGCCCACACCUGAGUCCACGCCUGUGUUGCACCAGAAGACCCUGCAGGCCAUGAAGAGCCACUCAGACAAGGCCCAUGGCCAUGGAGCUUCAAGGAAAGAAACCCCCCAGUUCUUCCCUUCUAGUCCUCCACCCCACUCCCCAUUAAGUCAUGGGCAUAUCCCCAGUGCCAUUGUGCUUCCUAAUGCUACCCAUGACUACAACACGUCUUUUUCAAACUCCAAUGCUCACAAAGCUGAAAAGAAGCUUCAACACGUUGACCACCCUCUCACAAAGUCAUCUAGUAAAAGAGAUCACCGGCGUUCUGUGGAUUCCAGAAAUACCCUCAAUGAUCUCCUGAAGCAUCUAAAUGACCCAAAUAGUAACCCCAAAGCCAUCAUGGGAGACAUCCAAAUGGCCCACCAGACCCUAAUGCUGGAUCCAGUGGGACCGAUGUCUGAGGUCCCUCCCAAGGUCCCUAACCGAGAGGCAUCGCUCUACUCUCCUCCUUCAACUCUCCCCAGAAAUAGCCCAACCAAGCGAGUGGAUGUCCCCACCACCCCCAGCGUCCCAAUGACUUCUCUGGAAAGACAAAGAGGUUACCACAAAAAUUCCUCCCAGAGGCACUCCAUAUCUGCUAUGCCUAAAAACUUAAACUCACCAAAUGGUGUUUUGUUGUCUAGACAGCCUAGCAUGAACCGUGGCGGGUACAUGCCCACACCGACAGGGGCGAAGGUGGACUACAUUCAGGGAACACCAGUGAGUGUUCACCUGCAGCCUUCCCUCUCCAGACAGAGCAGCUACACCAGUAAUGGCACCCUUCCGAGGACGGGGCUAAAGAGGACACCGUCCUUAAAACCUGACGUGCCACCAAAGCCUUCAUUUGCUCCUCAAACAACGUCGGUCAGACCACUGAACAAAUACACUUACUAGGCCUCAAGUGUGCUAUUCUCCAUGUGGCUUUAUCCUGUCCAUGUUGUUGAGAGGAUGAUGUUGUAAGGGUACCUUAAGAUAAGAGACUUGCUUGUCUUUUAAGAGAACCAAGUGGCCAAAGAAACUCUUUCAAACUUUGGCAACAUCAGAACUUGCCACGUGUAGCUACUGCAACAAAGCUUCUGUGUACUUACGUGGAAAACAAAGGAAGGUGCUGGCCAUUCCAUUUCUUUUGUUUGAAGCUAAAGAGAGGUAUUGCUCUGAGGGGCUACCUUCCCAGUGUAAAGAGCUGAUACAGUAUGCAGAAGAAUCUGUGAGCAAAUACUUGAAAAUGGGUUCAACUUAAGACUGCCAUUAUGUGUGGUCUUCCCAUUAAAUGUGAACAUUUUAUUAUGUAUGCAUUCACCUUGCCUCUUGCACAAAUGUCAAAAACAAUGGUAAUGUCUCAAAGAAACAAACUUGUAGAUUACCAAACAAUUUGCUAAAAAUUCAGUCUCUGACCCAAACUGUAGCAUUUUUUUCAUGUGGGGCAUUUUUUUCAUGCCACCAAUGAACUGUGGUACGUGUGUGUGCGUGCGUGCGUGUGUGUGUUCUGUACUCACUAGGAUUUUUUAGGUGCCCAUUGCAUCUUUUUGUGCUAUGGAGUUGUUUACAUUGAGCAUGACUGAAUAAGAGACAAUAACUACUUCCCACAGCAGUCCAUUGGGUUCGGCUUUGAGAAAGACAUAAAACCAAGGCUGAUUUGACCAUCACUAUGAUUGACUUACGUUGUACCCAAUGCCAGAGUAUGAGUCCCAAGUACUUGUGUGCUGCUAUUCAUUAAAACUUCUGUUACAGUCUUGCCAGCUUAAGGAGACAGAGAUGUUAAGAGGUAUCCUUGAUUUAUCCAAAAGUAUUUUACAGUAGUAAAAUUUACCUGUCCACUGUGAAUCCAAGCCUGAGUCACUCUAUUUAACCUUGGGCACACUAAUAAGGUUUUAUUUUUAUUGUGUUUGCUUUUUCCCCCACAUAGUAAAAUGUCUCUUCCUUUAACUCCUCCCACUGCCAAGAUUUUAAAAAUCUUUUAAAAAGACAAAAGAAGGAAAUGUGAAGAGAAUUGUAAUUGGCUUAAAAGACACAGUCUCUGAAAACCUACCAGUGGUGCAAUCAUGUUGUCUAUGUUGUGUUAUGUGAGAACUUCCUCCUAAGUCAUGCAGGUAAUGACAAAAUACUGUAAAUAUUACAUGUGAGUUUACCUGAAUCUGUGCAUUUUGUGCCUUAUUCAUGAGAAUGAUAGAAGUACUAAAAUAUGUCAAGUGUUUUCAGUAUAGCACAUCAUUUACUGAGUGCCAGUUGUAAAUGUUUUUCAACCAGCACCUGAAAGGACUUUUUAAAAAAUCAUAAAAACAACCUAGAACAAGUAAUUGUAAAACAGUCCACCCAAAUAGCAGCAUUACGUCCUUUGCCAUGAUAGACAUUCCAUUCCUGCUUUCCUAAGGAUGAGAUGGCGAUAAUGUGAAGUCAAAUGAGGUUUCCAGGGUAAUGUGACACCUGCAGAAACCAUAGAGUCAUUUAUUCGUAGCUUUGCAGAAGCCUCUCACAGUUGUUGAUGGGCAGCCCUAAUGCCUGUUUCAGUGAAUCUGCUGAGGGAGCGUCACACCAUGGUUCAUUGACCCUGAUCUAGAAAGGACCCAGGCAGAGGAAUGCUCCUGACCUAGUCAGACGAAUAAGCUCAACCGAUUUCUUGUGAUAAUGCUGGUGAUAUCCAUUACUUGGGGGAGGAUAGGUGACAGAAGACCAGAGCAUUUUUAUACAAAAUGUAGAAUACUGAUACAGUUACUCUUUUCCUUUGAGAAUAUUGUUUUAUAAAGAAUGUGAUUCCCUGAGAUCUCUGGAAGCUCAAAAGCUAAAACUUCUGUUCUUGAAAUACUUCAGCUUUGCAACUAAAAUAUUACAGAUUAAUAAUAAAUUAAACCAACCAACGAUAAACACCGCGCAGCCCACCGCCGACAAACGCGUUUGAGUUCACCUUACCGAUAUGAAUCCCGGCGUGCGCAAAACGGAACAGUAACUCUGUGUGAUACCCGGAUAACAUUUUGUAACAUUGUGCUGCCUUGUAGUUUGUAAUGUGAGUUCUAUCAGUAUUUAUGUUGAAGUUUCUAACAUUAAAUCUAGUCUCUAUCCUGUUAAUUUAAUUUUUAAAUGCUUUAUCCAUUUGUGCAAAGGUAAACACAGAUUGUAUCUUUUUUAAUGUUACAGCAUAAAAAGUAACCCUGAAGCAAAGUGGCUCUAUACUGUUUUAUAGAGUACUUUAACAUGUAUAGAGAUCUUGUAAACUUGUAUUGUG